AUGCGGGGAGGUGGCGCUGUGGGCAGUGGCACUGACGGACAUGAGGUGGAUAGCCCAGUUGUUUUCAAGUACGGUGUGGGGAGGCACUGCGAUGACGUGCGGCCCUCACGUGACCAGGAGUUGCAGCGCAAAGCAGGCUUCGGUGCAGUCGUCACUUGCGUCUGGGUACCAGCUCCCCGCUGCCCGGCGCACGGUGGGCUGGCAUCGGGCCCGGGCAAAGCAUAGCAGGUAAGGCCCGGGGCCCAAAAACACCCAGGGAAAGAAAAUUUCAUCAUGGCAAAUAUCCACCAGGCAAAUGAAGAGAUGGAGCAGGCCCCAGUGCAGAACGGAGAGGAAGCUCACCCUUUGGGAAGGGGCGAAGGCCAGCAGCCUGCAGGAAAUAACCGGCGAGGACAGGCUCGCCGCCUUGCCCCUAAUUUUCGGUGGGCCAUACCCAAUAGGCAGGUCAAUGACGGGGUGGGUGGAGAUGGAGAGGAUAUGGAAAUGUUCAUGGAGGAGAUGAGAGAAAUCAGGAGAAAACUGAGAGAGCUGCAGUUGAGGAAUUGUCUGCGUAUCCUAAUGGGGGAGCUCUCUAAUCACCAUGACCAUCAUGAUGAAUUCUGCCUUAUGCCUUGA
Orycteropus afer afer is the source of this 615-nucleotide messenger RNA. Its product is annotated as protein BEX3-like. Gene Ontology annotation, biological process: signal transduction. The record is from RefSeq and is a predicted model, not a curated record. The transcript has 3 exons. Gene Ontology annotation, cellular component: cytosol; cytoplasm. Lineage: Eukaryota; Metazoa; Chordata; Mammalia; Tubulidentata; Orycteropodidae. Gene Ontology annotation, molecular function: signaling receptor binding.